Messenger RNA from Anneissia japonica, 2331 nucleotides. RefSeq lists its product as uncharacterized. The transcript has 14 exons. Lineage: Eukaryota; Metazoa; Echinodermata; Crinoidea; Comatulida; Comatulidae. The coding region runs from base 44 to 1984 and encodes 646 amino acids. The record is from RefSeq and is a predicted model, not a curated record.
AUGUUUAUUCUACGUUUGGAAAUCACAAUGUUUGCAAACAAACAUGGCAGCGGACAGAAAUUUUCCGUCGGAAUGGCUUUUGACAUGCAAAAAGUCAUUGAUUAACUCUGCGGAAUGGAAGUCAUUUUCAUCGGAUCUUCAGACUGCACUGCAGAAUGAAAUGAGGGUAACUGGAGUGAAGGAUUUUGGUGAUCUGUCAGAUAAUGAGAAAAAGCUACUCAUUAACAAGGCUGCAACUACAUUAAAACAUGGAAACAACUUUGAACAAUUUCAACAAAAGUUAUCUAAAGAUGUUGAUGAAAAGCUAAGCCAAGAGGUGAACAAAGAGCUAUUGAAAUCAUUUCCUACUCGAUCGGAUACAAAACCACAGUUACUGUUCCAGCAUGUUGUAGAGGGCGCCAGUCACCUUUUAAAACAAUGGCCAGAGAUGAAAUCAAAGUUGAAGAUUUUCUUGAACCAGCCUUUAAUUCCAUUCCGUGAACUUUCAUGGAAACUGCAUCUUCAAAAUCCAUCAAUUGCUAAGGAAUACUGCAAUAUAUUAAAGAGGAAUCCCAAUGAUUUGAUGUCUGUAUUGGAUUUGGAAAUCAUCCACAAAUCAGAAGCAGCGUUACAAACCGAGCCAACAUUCCGUCCAUUAGCAAAUAACAGGAGUAUUUUACAUGCUAUGAAGUCCAUUCUUUCUUAUCAUCAUGCUAGAAAACAGACCAAAACGCCAUUACUAGAGCCAGAUAUCAUGUUAGCGGUACCUUUCCUAGUCGUUGCACUCAUGGACAACAAGCCUGAAGAGCUUAUCAGUCGGCCCACUAUGUUAUUGAUGAUUCAAGAAUAUCAGAGCUUUAUGUCAACAAGACCCACGUACCUGAAGGAGUCCUAUCAUGCGAACUUUCAAGCAUCAAUUGAACUGUUUGUUUCUAAGUUGAUUGAAUUUCUUAAAAGAGGUAAUGAGGAUCUAGCAACACACAUAGAGGGCGUAUGUCAAAAAGAGGAUACCUCAUCAAGUAAGGAGGCUACUUCUGUUUUGAGUCCAUGGUCAAGGCUAAUUCGACCAAUGAUCAGAUGUUUUUUUGUCGGUUACUUAACGAUGGAUGCAGUGCUAUUUGCUUGGGACCAGUACAUCUUGUGCUUGGACAGUCCUCGGUCCAGCAUAGUGCAAGUACUCACCGCAUCAGUCCUCUUGACCCUGAGUAGGGAACUUAAGGCAUGCCAUUCAUUACAAGAAAUGCAGGAAGUUUUGAAAACAAAAUCAAGGCAAGUGAAGAAAGAGGAAUUAAUGUACAAGAUAAAAAAGUACUUUUACGAUGAACUUAAACAGGAAUUGUCACAAGACCAAUCCAGCUUUCAUACAUUUGAUCCCACUCAUCGAGCUAUAGCAGAGCCAUUCCACUCGCUAAAUUCUGAAACCCUAGCCCCAGUUGUAAAUGCGCAAGAUAGACGUCUAGCAAGACUCCAACGUGAACAAGAAAGGCAGAGAGAAAUUGAAAAAAGAAACGAUAUGGAGAAAGAGGAAAUUAAGCAGACAGCUAAUCGAAUACUGGUAGAGAAACUGGAGGAAGAUAAAAAAGAGAAAAAACUGGAGUUGGAAAACCGCCAUUUACAACAACAGCUGGAACAGGAAAGGGAGCUGAGAAUUAAGUACGAGAGAAGAGCACGCAGAGAAAUUGACCGCCUUAUAGAAGAGUUAAGAUCUUCUAGGCAUUUAGACUCACCCCCUCUUAUACCAGAAUCUAAAGUUCAAACACCUCCUCUACCAAGAAUAUCUCAGCUUAGUCAUAACUCAAUUAAUCCACCUGUGUCACCACUCAGCAGAGGAUCUACAGCAAAGCCAAAAAAAGAUCUGCAGGAAAGAUCAGAUGAGCAGGCAGCAAAGAAAACGACUCUAGAUGUAAUUCAAAAGGUGAUGCAGAGUUUUAACCACGGUAUGAAAGACACAAGUUUCUUUGCUUUGUGCAGGGCCGCCAGAACCGUGCCAGCAGCACCGACUUAGGCCUGAUCACUUUUCUCAAUUCUAUUGUUUUUUUUCAAAUAAAUAUACACUGAUACCUAUAUGAAGCUAGAAUUAAAGAAUUUAAAAAUAAUUUAAACAAAAAUUCACCAUGCGCUUGUUUUUGUAUUGCCUAUGUACAUUCAACUUUUUGACAAUCAUUAGUUUUAGAAAUUAAGAUUGAUUUUGAAAAUCCUUAUAGGUAUAAAUAUAAAAUAGCAAUCAACUAUUUAUAACAUUUCGGGGGUUGGAUUAUCACCACACUAAGGUGUACGGGUCAAGCUGGCACUGAUUACUUGCAAUCAAAAUUAAAAUCCCUAAAGUGAAGGACAUUUAUUUUUUAGGUAUGC